This is a messenger RNA of Talpa occidentalis (Iberian mole), 1113 nucleotides long. Its product is annotated as G-protein coupled receptor 35-like. The transcript has a single exon. Gene Ontology annotation, molecular function: G protein-coupled receptor activity. The record is from RefSeq and is a predicted model, not a curated record. Gene Ontology annotation, biological process: positive regulation of Rho protein signal transduction; phospholipase C-activating G protein-coupled receptor signaling pathway. Gene Ontology annotation, cellular component: membrane. The coding region runs from base 1 to 1113 and encodes 370 amino acids. NCBI's taxonomy places the organism in Eukaryota, Metazoa, Chordata, Mammalia, Eulipotyphla, Talpidae.
AUGGCGUCCUCGGCCGCCAGCCCCGGUAUCAAUGUCACCAGCUGCAGCACGGAGAGGAGCGCCCUGGCGCAGGCGCUGACCCAGGCCUCCAUCGGCCUCGUCCUGGCGCUGGGCCUGCCGCUCAACGCCGCGGCCCUCUGGGUGCUCGGCCGCCGCCUGCGCAGGUGGACGGAGACCCGCGUCUACAUGGUCAACCUGGCCGCGGCUGACUGCCUCCUGGUGCUGAGCUUGCCGGGGGUGCUGUCCACGCUGGGCCAGCCGCGGGGCGUGGAGGAGGGCACCGCCUGCCGGGUGCUGCAGGGCUUCUACCACGCCAACACCUACCUGAGCGUCGGCCUACUGACCGCCGUGGCCGCCGACCGCUAUGCCGCCCUGCGCCUCCCGCUGCGGGCCCGGGGCUGGCGCAGCCCCCGCCAGGCCGCCCUCACCUGCGCCGGCCUCUGGCUGCUGGUGCUCGCGGCUGUGGGGCUGUCUGCGGCCGGGCUGCGGCCGGGGGAGCGCCUCUGCUUCGGCCGGGGCCACACGCGCGGCCCCAGGACACUGGCCUUCUCCCUGCUGCUCUUCUUCCUCCUGCUGCCGGUCAUGGGCUUCUGCUCCGCGCAGGUGCUCUGGCACCUGGCCCGGGAGCGGCGGCGGGCCCCGCCCCAGUUCGCCGGCCUCACCCUCAAGGCCCUCCACGUGGUGGCCGCCAACCUGGUCACCUUCCUGGUGUGCUUCCUGCCGCUGCACGUGGCCUUGCUGGCCACACUCGUGGCCCAGUGGACAGGCGCGGCCUGCCCCACUGUCCAGAGGGUGGCUGCCUUCGUGCAGGUGGCUUCCCGCCUGGCCAACGCCAACUGCUGUCUGGACGCUGCCGGCUACUAUUUUGUGGCGAAGGAGUUCCAGGAAGAGGUGGGGGCCCUCCUCGUCUCGCCCCAGGGUGCUUCUGCCUCGGAGCCCCCCGGUCCCGGAGGCCAGGGCGGGGCAGCAGAGGAGGCCAGGGGCCCGCGAGCGCUCGCCCCUGCUCCACAGGGGCCGCCGGGAAGACGGCCGCCUCCUUGCCCCGGGGUGGCUGGCGCGGUCACCGACACUGCGGGCCCCCGGGAGGGCACCCUCGUGCGCAGGACUGAAUAA